AUGUCUACCACCACCACGGACGACAAGGCCUCGCCCAGACCACUACCCGCCGACUGCCUGGCCGCCAUCUUUGAUCGGGACACCAGCUAUCUUUAUCUUUACGCCCAGGGCAAGUAUGAGACGCCCGCCUUGACUUCGUUUGUCGAACUACCAUGGAUCGGAGCCCGCAAAUUUGAGUUCCAAGGCCUGUACCUGAUCGGCUCGGAGGGUGGGACCCCGACAGAACAUCAAUAUGCCCAGAAGUUCCCGGCAGGAUCGACGCCACAUUUCCCACUGAAGAGCGUUCUGAUCGUCGUCGCUGAUGGUGAGGGGGGGAAGACUAAGACCAUCGUCGUCCCCGUGGAGACUGUUACGCUCUUCCAGGGUGAGGGACCAAGUGCGUAA
Messenger RNA from Fonsecaea erecta, 384 nucleotides. RefSeq lists its product as hypothetical. Lineage: Eukaryota; Fungi; Ascomycota; Eurotiomycetes; Chaetothyriales; Herpotrichiellaceae. The transcript has a single exon. The record is from RefSeq and is a predicted model, not a curated record. The coding region runs from base 1 to 384 and encodes 127 amino acids.